UCCAGAAGGCAGGUGGGACUGUCACUCAAACUAGGACACUGACACUGACACAGAGCUUACAUUCAGGUGGGAUUCCCCAGGGAAGAGAGAGACAGGGAGUAGCCGGCCGACACUGAGGGUUCUUUUGCUCUGUUGUACAGGGGGAGAGGCUGCACAGGACCCCAGAGGCUGCAAAGCCACAGCAAAAGCUCCAGCCGUUGUUCCAGAACGUAUACUAUCCAUUGCCAUCUCUACCAUUCAGCACAUGUUCACUGAAGAUGCCAGGAUACCACUCUUCCCCUGUUCAGUAUUCAUCCCUUCCCUAUGUCGUUGCAACUUUGCAAAGCACGGCUAUACCGACCUUUAGAUUUCAGCCGCGCAGAGAUGGCAUUGACUGGAGGCGUUUCAGUGCCAUUGACAUUGAAAGGAUCACUCGAGAGAUAGACAUAAAUACUCUUCAGGAGAGCAUCAAUUCUAUUACCUUCUGCAACCUAGAUGGGGAGAAGUGUCCUUAUUGUCAGCAGCCAGUCGACCCUGUGCUCCUGAAGGUUCUUAAGAUGGCACAAAUGAUCAUUGAAUAUCUACUGUAUUGCCAAGAGCACCUACGCAGCAGAGAGGUCCAGCUAGAGGAGCGCUUGGCUGAGGCAGAGGCUGAACAUGAGCGCACUAAGGAUGAGCUGGCCAAACAGGCUGAGGAGAUGAAAAAAGUCAAAGAGGAAAGCAAGAGAAGAAAAAAGCUUAUAGCUACUCAACAACUGCUAUUACAGGCCGGAGCUAACAAUUAUCAUAAGUGCCAGCUGUGUGAUAAAGCCUUCAUGAACUAUUCCUACCUUCAGGGACACGUUCAGCGCAGACACCCUGAAAUAACAGAAACCGAGAGACAAAAGAAGAAGCAGGUGGAGCAAAUGGAAGAUGGCAUUGAGGAACUGAAAUCGAAACUACUGAAAACUCAGGCUCUUCUUGAGGAAGAACGGGAGAGGGAGCAUAAAAGAAGGCUACAGGAGGCAGAGGAAACACGGCAUCGGGAAGAAAAUACAAAGAGAGACGUUGAGCGAUGGAAAGAGGAGGAGAGAUCCAAACGCCAAGAUGAGAUGGAUAAAAUCAUGCAGCAAUUCCAUUCUCAGCUUCAGGAGGUCACCUUGAAAAACUCCAUUUAUGAAAGUAGAUUUCACAACCUGGAGAGUAAGAAUUCCAUGAUGUCCAGUCUUGUGGAUGCAGAAGAGCGACUUGAGCAGAAAAGGCUGCAGGAAGAAAUGAGGAACCUGAAGGAAGAGAUUGAUCACCAGCAAUCAGGGUGGAAAAAGAAGUUGAAGGAGAUCCAGAGGGAGCAUGAUGCUGAAAAGCAAGAGCUUCAAUAUGAGAAUGAAAGACUGAAAGCAUCAAUGACAAGAGACCAACAAGCAGUAGAUGAACAGGUCACUAAACAAAUGCAGUCUCUCAAAUCUCAAAUUAAGGAGAAGAGCAAGCUGAUCAAGAACUAUGAACAAACUAUUGAGGAUCUAUCAAGAAGCAGAGAAGUUCCACAAGUGGCGCAAGUGGUUUUACCUGUUGCAGCAACAAAAGAUGAAACAUCUGAAGAUGAGCUUGACUACUCUCAUAGCCAAAAUCUGAAGUACCUGGAGGAUUUGCGAAGGAACCCAGACUUCAUCAAACAGUUUCGCCCUGUGUUGGAGCAGACUUUGAUUGAGAAGCUUGAGAGCCUUGGAGUCAAAAAGGGCUCCAAGGGAAUAAAUUCAUCUACACACAAGAAUUUGAUAGCACUCCUGCAGACCCAACUUGAGCAGAAAAUCCGCAAACAUCCAGAAAUCCAAAAAAUAAGAGCCAAGAUGGUUAAAAAAUUAACACAGAAAGUGAAGCAAUGGCAGAAGAAUGAGGAGACUCAUCAAUACAAGUUUUCCCCUUUAUCAAGUCAGAAAGCAAGUAAUAAGCGCACUGCUCCUCCAUCUGAUGAAGGGACAUCACACGCUAGAAGCAGAAAUGUGCUAAUGGUUGGUGCUCAGCAGAGUGCUAACCAGGCACCAGUUCCAUUUCCAAGGAGCAAAGCAACAGGCCGACAGAAUGCAGCUGCAGGGACUAAUGUUGUGGUAACUGCAAGCAGGACUCCUCCUUUUACUUCAGAAGAAGACUCCAUGAUGGGCCAUGGUUCAUUUCACACCCCGUCACACAAACCCUCCAAGGAAACACAGCAGAGUUCCAGACCUAAGAGGCAGACAGAAUCAGACAGUGAUGAGUGGUCUGAUUCAGACUUAUCCCCUGGCAAACCAAGCCCUCGAUCUGUGAAAUUUUCCACGGGGAUGACUAACCAAGGCUCCAAGGUCCAUUCAUUGGCACAAAGCUUAGAGAGGCAGCAGACCAGACCGAGGGGAAAGCCAGUGGGAGGGGUGGAUAUCAUGAAAUCUCCACCCAUCAAAUCACCAAAUAAAUCCAAAGCAGCAGAGAAAAUGCAGGUAUCGGACGAGAGUGAAUCUGAGUUCUCCUCUUUGGAAGAAAUCACGGAGCACUUAAGUACCAAUGAGGGAAAACCCCAACCUGCUGUGCGCCUGAGUGCAGAGUCCAUGGGAUCCCAAGGCACCAGCAUUUGGAGCUUAAGCAGCAUGAAGGGUGGAGGAUGGUGACAUGUAAGGAGUCUUGUACAGCAAGUUUAUAGCGAAAUGCCAAAAUACAUUAACACAUACCCUAAGAAAGUGAAGACCUUCUGCUGGACCCAGAAAACUCCCUACCACAAGGAUCUCACACUAUUUGAAGACUUGUAUCCUAUGCUUCUGGGUUUACACUGGUAUUUUUGCCUUGUGGGGUUUUUUUGUUUCUUUGUUUGUAUUUUUUACUCUUACUUUCUAAAUUUCACAUGUCAUUUUGCAACAGUUUUUUUAUAUAAAGAGUCUUGUCACCCAGUGUGACCCAGUAUGUAUGCAGCAAUAUACCCUCAUUUUCAAUACUAGUGCAGUAAAUAGGGCUGAACUUACUUAUCACCUAUUGUUUUAAUUGAGAUAUGAGGUAGGGAGGGAACUGUUUAUACAGAACUCAUUAGGGUGCUACUAAAUUGUCACAGGUCUCUGUGCCCUGUCCUUCCUUUCUGAGCACAGAAACAUGUGGUUCUGCCAUGAACCAAUUAUCUGUUAGUGUUUUAUAAGAGAAACAUAAAGUAAAAGAAUAGAUAGACUUAAUUUUCAACAGUCUUAUUUAUUGUGCUCAUAUUGACCAGGGGUAUAUAAGUGUAUACUGUCCCUCGGAAUCAUGUGAUCAGCACCAAUGUCAAGGCUCUUUCACUAAAACCUGAAUAAUUAAUACCAAUAAGCAAAACAUUUAUUUCUCAUUCCAUAGUCCAUUAUUUCAUUUUCAUUAUACUUAUAUUCUUAUAUUCUUUAAUUCUUUAUUUCAUGUGUAUUUCAUCCAUUGAUUCUUAACAUGAGAUGCAAUGCUCAGAAUAGCAAAUGCAGAAAAUUGAGAUUAUGAGUGAGGAUUAUGGGAAUGUUACUUGUUUACAGACAGCGGGA
Messenger RNA from Xenopus laevis (African clawed frog), 3473 nucleotides. It is a transcript of the gene dzip1l.L, whose product is annotated as DAZ interacting zinc finger protein 1-like L homeolog. The transcript is spliced from 16 exons. Gene Ontology annotation, biological process: cilium assembly. The coding region runs from base 258 to 2594 and encodes 778 amino acids. Lineage: Eukaryota; Metazoa; Chordata; Amphibia; Anura; Pipidae. Gene Ontology annotation, cellular component: ciliary basal body; cytoplasm; centriole. The record is from RefSeq and is a predicted model, not a curated record.